GUCUCCUUUUCACAUAUGGUGUGACGGGAAGUGGGAAGACUCACACCAUGACUGGUUCCCCAGGGGAAGGAGGGCUGCUUCCUCGUUGUCUGGACAUGAUCUUUAACAGUGUAGGGUCCUUUCAGGCUAAAAGAUAUGUUUUAAAUCUAAUGAUAGGAAUAGCAUGGAUAUACAGUGUGAAGUUGAUGCCUUAUUAGAACGGCAGAAAAGAGAGGCCAUACCCAACCCAAAGACCCCUUCUAGCAAGCGACAAAUAGAUCCAGAGUUCGCAGAUAUGAUAAAUGUUCAAGAAUUUUGCAAAGCAGAAGAAGUUGAUGAGGAUAGUGUCUAUGGCGUGUUUGUCUCUUAUAUUGAAAUAUAUAAUAAUUACAUAUAUGAUCUACUGGAAGAGGUGCCGUUUGAUCCCAUAAAACCUAAGUGGAACAGUUGCAGCACACCCGUGAGGAACACAGACUUUGUACCUCUACAAUCUAAAUUGCUUCGUGAAGACAAGAAUCAUAAUAUGUAUGUUGCAGGAUGUACAGAAGUAGAAGUAAAAUCUACUGAAGAGGCUUUUGAAGUUUUCUGGAAAGGCCAGAAAAAGAGACGUAUUGCUAACACACAUUUGAAUCGUGAGUCCAGCCGUUCCCAUAGUGUAUUCAAUAUUAAAUUAGUUCAAGCUCCACUGGAUGCAGAUGGAGACAAUGUCUUACAGGAAAAAGAACAAAUCGCUAUAAGCCAGUUGUCCUUGGUGGAUCUUGCUGGAAGUGAAAGAACUAACCGGACAAAAGCAGAAGGGAACCGAUUACGUGAAGCUGGUAACAUUAACCAAUCACUAAUGACGCUAAGAACAUGUAUGGAAGUCCUGAGAGAGAACCAAAUGUAUGGCACUAACAAGAUGGUUCCAUAUCGAGAUUCAAAGUUAACCCAUCUGUUCAAGAACUACUUUGAUGGGGAAGGAAAAGUACGCAUGAUCGUGUGUGUGAAUCCAAAGGCUGAAGAUUAUGAAGAAAGCUUGCAAGUCAUGAGAUUUGCAGAAGUGACCCAGGAAGUUGAAGUAGCAAGACCAGUAGACAAGGCAAUAUGUGGUUUAACACCUGGACGGCGAUAUAGGAACCAUGUUCGGGCAGGUCCAGUUGGAGAUGAACUGUUGGUUACAGAAGUGGUCUUACAGAGUUUUCCACCCUUGCCGUCCUGCGAGAUUUUGGAUAUCAAUGAUGAGCAGACUCUCCCCAGGCUUAUUGAAGCAUUAGAGAAGCGCCAUCAGCUACGACAAAUGAUGAUGGAUGAGUUUACCAAACAAUCUUUUACUUUUAAAGGUAUGUUGCAAGAAUUUGACAAGGGUGUUUCAAAUAAAGAAAACUCCAUUCAAGGAAAACUGAAUGAAAAAGAAAAGGUGAUCUCAGGACAAAAAUUGGAAAUAGAACGACUGGAGAAAAAAACCAAAACUUUAGAAUAUAAGGUUGGUUUUGACAAUAUUAGAGUGGCUAUUUACUACUGUUCUCUGACUUACUCCUUAUGCUCUCCAGGUCUAAAAAUACUGCUGACUAAGAGUUAUCACUUAGUUAUUUGCUAAUCUUCAACCUACCACCCCCAAAAAAGAGGAAAUGUGAGUGAAAAGCAUAAAAGGGAUGUUACACUCUUUAUGAGUUAGAUGUUAACAGUUGAAGAUGUUCUCUGGCCCAAUCAAAUAAGCUUUAUAAAGGGCUUUCUAGAGUUUAGCUUUGAUUAUAGCUUGGUUUUCUAACUUAUUACUGGACAAUAUAUGUUUGUUCACUCAUUUAUAGAGAAUCAUUUGGGGGAACACUCAUUUUAGAGAGAAAUUAAUCUCAACCAAAAUAACCUUAAAAAUAAAAUUUUAGGUUCUGGCUGAGUGGUUCAGUUGGUUGGAGUGUAG
Molecule: messenger RNA, 1876 nt
Organism: Myotis lucifugus (little brown bat)
Lineage: Eukaryota; Metazoa; Chordata; Mammalia; Chiroptera; Vespertilionidae
Product: kinesin-like protein KIF23
Exons: 12
Coding region: 164-1555 (463 amino acids)
Biological process (GO): microtubule-based movement
Cellular component (GO): nucleus; kinesin complex; microtubule
Molecular function (GO): microtubule motor activity; microtubule binding; ATP hydrolysis activity
Source: RefSeq, a predicted model, not a curated record